AGUACUUUAGUUAGUUGAAGUGUGUUUGAUUAUUCAACAAAAAGUCCACUCACAAAGUCCAAAACUCAAAAAGCCCAAACAAAACCAAACCUUAAAAUCAAACAAACUCAAAAACAAACCAGUUGUUCUUGUCUUGUCUUAUCUUGUCGCCGGAAAAAACAUGUUCAGAGACGUGUCAAGUUGCAACACCUAUGAUUACGGUGAUGCUCAUUACUGGGACGCUCGUUACAUUCAAGAGGGUGGUUCUUUUGAUUGGUAUCAGCGUUACUCUAAUCUUAAACCUUUUCUUCGUCACUGUUUCUCUCUUUCUUCAACAAUUCUUAUGGUUGGUUGUGGCAAUGCUGUUAUAUCGGAGGAUAUGGUCAAAGAUGGUUAUGAGGAAAUCGUGAAUAUUGAUAUUUCAUCAGUUGCCAUUGACAUGAUGAGAAAAAAACAUGAGCGCCUCCCUCAGCUAAAAUACUUGCAGAUGGAUGUUAGGGAUAUGAGCUUCUUUCCAGAUGAAUCUUUUGAUGGUGUAAUUGAUAAAGGAACUCUUGAUUCAUUAAUGUGUGGUACUGAUGCUCCAAUUAGUGCUUCUCAGAUGCUUGCAGAAGUGUGUAGACUUCUAAAACCUGGAGGGACUUAUAUGUUGAUUACAUACGGUGAUCCAACAGUACGGAUGCCUCACCUAAGCAAACCUGUAUACAAUUGGAAAAUUACAUUGUAUAAUAUCCCAAGACCGGGAUUUCAUAAGCCAGAAUGUAGUACUUCAUCGAAGAAAUCAUUGUUGGAACCUAUUCCUCUUACUGACAAGGGCUUACUCCCAGCAGACUGGGUUAUGGAAGAUCCAGAUUCUCACUUUAUAUAUGUUUGUAGAAAGGUAAAUGACACAAACGGAGACGAUAUACCUCCAUACCGAUUAAACAUUGAUGUCUCAUAGAGCUUACUCACAUCGAAGCACCGAUGAAGGUGGUGUUUAUUCUCUUCACAAACAUUGAUAUGCAUGAGUUAUUUGCUCUUGUCAAUUAGAUGUUUGUAAUAGAUUUUAUCUUAUUUUCAUAUCACAAUCUAGAGCAGUGAAAUUAGGUUUUGUAGAGAUGAUGAUAUCAUUUAAUAUUUUUUUUAAGAUGUCACACAAAUUGACUGAUUAACACUCAUUUGUAUGAUUAUGCCUUUGCAUAUGUCUUGGUGAAUUGUGGUUGUUGCAUGUACACGA
This is a messenger RNA of Medicago truncatula (barrel medic), 1195 nucleotides long. RefSeq names its product EEF1A lysine methyltransferase 4. The transcript has 8 exons. The record is from RefSeq and is a predicted model, not a curated record. Lineage: Eukaryota; Viridiplantae; Streptophyta; Magnoliopsida; Fabales; Fabaceae. Gene Ontology annotation, molecular function: S-adenosylmethionine-dependent methyltransferase activity. Bases 161 to 919 code for a protein of 252 amino acids.